Molecule: messenger RNA, 4878 nt
Organism: Argiope bruennichi
Lineage: Eukaryota; Metazoa; Arthropoda; Arachnida; Araneae; Araneidae
Product: cysteine and glycine-rich protein 1-like
Exons: 7
Coding region: 304-900 (198 amino acids)
Biological process (GO): muscle tissue development; sarcomere organization
Cellular component (GO): cytoplasm; nucleus; Z disc
Molecular function (GO): structural constituent of muscle; actinin binding
Source: RefSeq, a predicted model, not a curated record
AAAUAUUCAUACGAACGUUGUUGUUUCAGUAGGUUGCUGAUUCUGAAAAGUGUUGGACGUUAGUAAUUAAAGAUUGUAAAUUUUCCUUGAUUAUAUCAUUUGAGGAUAAAAAAAUACGGACGACGGUAGGUGGAGCUGAAAUCGUAGUAGAAUGUAGGCCGAAGGGGAAGUAUACAAAACCCUGCACACUUCAAAAAAGUUGUUAUUGAAGUGGAUGCUACUUGAGAGUAGGGAAGCUGUGCAACCUCUUGUAAUCUUUUGAACUUCAUGGGCGUACCACAUCCGCCUGAAUAAGAAACAAACAUGCCAGGUUCGUGUGCAAGAUGCAGUACUGUUGUUUAUUUUAAUGAGGAGAAAAUAGCACUAGGUAAAUCAUGGCACAAGAGCUGUUUCAACUGUGCCAACAAGCAGUGUAAUAGACGAUUGGACAGUAAUAAUUUGACUGAGCAUGAAGGAGAAAUAUAUUGUAAAUCCUGUUAUGGAAAACUUUUUGGUCCUAAAGGUUAUGGGUAUGGUGUUGGAGCUGGAGUUUUGUCUAUGGAUUCAGCUGAUGCAUAUCAAAAUGGUCCUCCUACCAGUAACAUUCCUGCAGUGGCACAAGCACAUGUUGCUCCUUUGAAAGCUCCUGUUGUACCAAAAUCAUCUCAACCUAGAUGGGGAGGAGCUGAUGUAUGUCCUCGUUGUGGGAAAGCAGUUUAUAUGGCUGAAAAGAUGAUGGGUGGAGGAUCGGCUUGGCAUAAAACAACAUGUUUUAACUGCAAAGAAUGCCACAAACGAUUAGAAUCUAUGACACUCUGUGAAAGAGAAGGAGAGAUUUACUGUAAAACUUGCUAUGGAAAGUUGUAUGGUCCUAAAGGAUAUGGAUAUGGACAGGGGGCUGGAACCUUGCAGAUGAGUUAGUCAUGAAGUGUAAUGUGAAUUUUUAUUCAACGAAAUGUGUUCCAUUAGACAUGACACAAUGUACAAAACCUAAGGCUGAAAAGGCAGCUAUUAUACUUUUAAAUAGUUGCUUUUCAUUUUUUUUUUCAUUGUAUGUUUUGUCACAUUUUAAUUGUCUGUAUCUUGCCAAAUUCAAAUUGACUUAUUAAUGCAAUAUAUUUUGUUUAUAUUCUUUUAAAUUGUAAUUGAGUUAAGAUAUAAUUGCCCUAUGUUUAUAUUACAAAUUAGAGAUUUAAAAUGAACUAAUAAUUAUUGUAUUAUUUCACUCACAAUACUUCCUGCAUUAAAUUAUUACCUUUAAUUUUAAAAGUAAAAUAAAUUAAAAUUUAAAAAUAGAUUCCAAAAAAAAAUGUUGUACUGAACAAUAUUACUGAAUUAAAGAUUUAAAAUUCAAAUCUUGAAUAAUGUUCAACUCUUUAAUAUUAUUAAAUUUGUAUUAUCAAAAUUGAUUGUUUAUUUGAAUUGUAUUAAUAUACAGCAAUGAAACAUGAUUCAUAUUAGUAUGAGAAUCUAAAUCCGCUGUCUUCGAACAGCGGGCUUGCCUAUGGCAAGUGCCAUAAGAAACAACAACAACAUGAGAAUGAAGUUUAAAAUCAUUAUUUUUUUUUUUUCUGCAUAAAAGAAAUAAAUUUAAGGGUGCCUAUUUUCUUCCGUUUUUGCAUCCAUGAUAUUUUUUUUUACUUACUGCAGCAUUAUGUUUAAUUAAUAAUUUUGAUUUGUGGAAAAUAAUUUUAUAUCUUAACUCAUUACAUUUUAUUUAUUUUUACUCAUUUUUCUAAUCAAAAAUUUGUAUCAAUUUAUGUUUAUAUAUAAUACAUAUUACUAAAAUGUGCUUAUUGAAUACAUAUUUGCUGAAAAUUACUGAUUUAUACUGUGUUUUAUAUACUUAUUAGCUGUAAUCAAUUUUGAUAUAUUUUGAAUUUGACUGAUAAUUGUAUUUAUGGGAAGAAAAAUAUAUAAUUCCAUGAUAUUAUAAUAGUUUUUUUUAAUUAUUAUUAUUAUUUAUUUUGGUGAAUUUUUGCUAUCAAGAUAAAAUAUUUGUGAUAAAUAUUAAAAAUAUGGAACUAUACAAGUUUCAAAUUUUAAAGAGUUGAAACAUGUGCAACAUUUCUAUGCUUUCAUUAUCUCUAUAAAUAGUCAAAAGAACGUUAUUUGCUGAAAGUCAUUAUGCACUUAUGUUGCUUCUUUGCACACUUUUAUGAUUGUCACAUGCACUAUGUCUAAAAUUUUGCUCUUUGAAAUUCAUUAUUUGCUUGCUGUUGCACUGAAUAUAAUUUUUAAAUGAUCUGUGUCUCAUUACAGCAUAUAUAUAGUAAAUUCUUGCUGAUAGCUGUCAGCACUAUUUUACGAUAGUAAUCAAAUGUUACAGAAUUAUUACAAAAAUCUUUUAACCCGAAAUAAAUAUUUUAAACUUUUUCCUUUUUUUUUUCCAAAUGUUAAAUAAAUUCUUUUUGUUGAUAAUAUGAAAGAUUGCAACUAAUAAAUUCAACAUUUGAGAGUAAAGAAUUUUAAGAGUUAUAAUUGAUGCAUUGCCUGUUUUUUAAAAUGCAAAUAUAUUUAACUUUCAGUGUUCUGACAUCAAUGUUGAAUAAUAUCCAAAUUAUUUUCUUCUAAAUAUUGUAGAUGUAAUUAGUGGAAAACAUCUUAUAAAAUAUUAUAUUUCUGAAUUCAUAACAGUAUAUUUAAAAAUGAAAAACACAUGCACACUCCUAUAUGCACAAAUAGAUUUUCAAAAUGUUAAGGUACUUUUUUCCCUUUAAAUUAUCAAAUUGAUUAAAAAUUGAAAUAUAUUACAUCAAAAUUUUGUAGUUCAAUGAGCUUCACAAUGUUUCUACUGUAUCUUGUCAUUUUGAAUUAGUGGCCAAAAUAAUUACUUUGUUAUUGUUAGAUAUUUAUGAAUUCAAUCUCUACAUAUGCUUGUAAGUAUGAGAAAAGAUUAUAGGAAUAAUCUUUUUACAAAUGCAGAUUAUUUUGAUAGACUGAAUCAUCGGUUUGUUGUGGUUGAUAAGAAUUUAACAUAAUAGUAGCUCUUAGAUAUUGCAAUAUUGCUCAAUAUUUAGAUGCAAAUUUACAAUCGUUUCAAAAUGUUAAUACAAAAAUAAAUUUAUAAUGCUUGUUGAAUGUUGUAAUUGGAAUAUUUGCAAACUAAAUAUCAAAUUUCUUUUCAUAAAUUGUGCGCUUGAUUUAUAAUUAAAAUUAUACAGAAGCUCUGCUAUUUUUGUACUGCAUUUGUUUGUAAAUCUCAUUCCAAAAGAUUAAAUAUUCCAGUAAUUGUAUUUAUUUUAGCAUUCCAUUUUUGAAAUAUACUCUUGUUUAUAAUUACAUGCAAUCCCAACUACCUCUUUCUGAAAUUAUAUUCUAGGUAGUAUAACAGGUUCAAAUAUUCUUUUAAUUGAUUUGAGAAUGAUUAAUGUAUACAUAAAUGCUGAUUGGUUUAUGUUCUGUACAUUUCUUUUAUAUAUAUUUUUUAUUGAAAUAUAUUAUUCCAAAUAAAGUCUAAGCAAAUUCAACUGAUUUUGCUUAUUUGUUAUAUUUCAGCUUUUUACAAUGUACUUUUUUUACAAUUUAAAAUUAUAGUCAAUGAAAUUGAUAUAUUAAAGUGUUUUAAGGUUGUGUUUUGCUGCUGAAUCAAAGGAUUAUAUGAAUACAUACCUGUAUUUCUUCUAUAUUUUAUUCCAUAUUAGCCAUAUUUUUCUCUCAUAGUGGUCUUUUUAUUGAGUAUUGUAAGCUGUAGCAGUUUUGUUUAGCUCUUCUUUUUAUCUUUAAUUUUAUAUGAAAAUAUUCUGAUGUUUGUUUAUUUUAAUUGCAUUGUUCUUUUAAUAACUGAUUUAUUGUAGAACUUUUUUGAUAGAUUAGUAAUUUACUUUCAGUUUUCUGUUCUCAUUUAGUAUGACCUAUAUUAUUUACUUAUAACCUUUAGUAUGAAAUUUACAAUUUUUGCUCUUGAUUUUUAAUAUCUAGACUGUUACAAAAUGUUUUAUGUAUAAUUUUGUUUCAUAUGUUGAAAUGUGGCAGCAGAAAAUAUUGUAUUUUCUUUUGAUUGUUUCACUAUUUAACAAAUGUUUGUAUAUUUGCAUUAUCUCAUAUAAUGCUCCAGUUUUUCACGUAUUUUUCUCUCCUUAUGAGGUAAUAACAUUUAAUAUGAACAAUGCUCAUUAUUUUCAAUUAAACUCACGUAAGCUUAAAAUAAAUUUAGGUUUAGGUUUUGCUUAUAAUUGGAAAUUUUUUAAUUCUAAAAUUAUUUUAUAUAUUAAGGCAUUUAUGAACUAAUUUGUUAUUUUGGUAAAUUAUCAUAAUCUAAAUUAUCUCUUUAUAUGCAGCUGUAAAAUCAAUUUUGUUUUAUAGGAAUCUCUGCAUUUAUGUUAUUCAUUGAAAGUAAUGUAAAUGAAAAUAUUUAUUUUGGGCAUGCAUUAGUGCUUUCAUUAUCAUACAAAUGUCUGACUGGAAGAAUAUUUUUAUCGUGCGGAUUAAUUAGAUACUUGGCAUUUUGUAAAAUCAACAAAUAUAAAAGAUACCUAUAUUCUCUAAAUAAAACAUUCACUUCUUAAUCUAUUUUCAAUAUUUGUCAAUGACUAAUAUACCUCUGCCUUAAAUCAUCAAAUAAUAUCAAUCCAUUAUUUUUAGUAUCGAGAAAGAUGGCAGUCUAAUUAGUAAUUUUAUGUUUUCUUAGUUUUAAUUUAUUGUGAAACACUAGCUAACAGUUGUUUAAGGAGUCUUUAUGAAAACAAAUAAUUGUUUUUAUAAUUUUAAUUAUUUGUAGUAUGUCUAUAGCAUAAUUAGAAAAUGCUUAAUAUACCCUUGUUGAUGAUUUACUAAUAUGCAUUCUAUUUGCAGAAUUGUUUAGCUUCACAAAAGCCAUGUUAUAGUCACAUAGAUGCAUUAUGUACACAUAGAUCUAAUGUAUUUUAAUAAUAAAUAAAGUAUAGAAUUAUUUCCCUU